AUGCCAUGGGGAUUAUUAUCAGACCGAAUUGGUCGUAAACCAGUCGUUUUAAUGGGACUUGGUUCGACAUCCAUUGGAGUUUUAUUGUUCGGUCUAUCAAAAUCAUUUGCUUGGGCAUUAGCCACAAAAAUAUUCUCAGUUACAUUUGGCUUGGGUAGUAUUGUGGGUGCUGCUUUAGGAGGAUAUCUGUCGAAUCCAGUAUCAAAGUAUCCCAGUGUGUUUGGUAAGAUGGGAUACAUGACUCGAUUCUUGAUAGAAUAUCCUUAUUUUUUACCUUGUUUCCUUGCCACUUGUCUCUCUACUGUUUGCUGGCUAAUGGGAUUCUUUUCCAUGAAAGAGACGCUUGAAUUGAAAAAGACACUAGAAGAUGAACAACCUUUGUUAGCAGAGCAGCAUGAGGAGUACCAAACAUUUUCCAGCCAAAAGUCGAAACGCAAGUUAUCAAACAUUCUUUUGCCAGAAAUAUUGGCUAUCAGCAUUUUGUAUGCAGCUGUUUCAUUUGAAAUGCUUUAUUUUGAUGAGUUGCUUCCGACCUGGUCAGCUACACCUAAAGAAGCAGGAGGUCUUGUCUAUUUGCUUCAUCAUCUCGUUGAUCUUUUUGGCUUGCUUCGUUUGUUUCAAAAAGCAUUGUUUGCUGGUGCUUUUGUAUUCUUGGCUCAAGGCUUAUGUCGAUUGUUAUAUCAAGUACCUCAUCUUUCAGGAUAUGACACUAAAUUCUGGGUGUGGACUGUAUUAGUGAUGUGCUUGACUAUCAAAACGUUGGCGCAGACAAUUGCCAUCACCACAGCUGUCAUUUUGCUUAAUAAUUCUGUCUCGAACUAUAACACCUUGGGCUUUGUGAAUGAAUUUUCUCAAUCUAUGAGAACACUAAAUCCCACUGUAGCUGGCUACAUUUGGUCAAGAUCCAUUAUGAUGGAAUGGCUACCUUUAGGAGUACGUGCUUAUGUUAGCUGGUUAGUCUCUUGGGUAUGGUUGGUCUCUUCACGUUUGUUGCGAGCAUGCGAUUGA
Gilbertella persicaria is the source of this 1008-nucleotide messenger RNA. RefSeq names its product major facilitator superfamily domain-containing protein. The record is from RefSeq and is a predicted model, not a curated record. The transcript is spliced from 7 exons. The coding region runs from base 1 to 1008 and encodes 335 amino acids. Lineage: Eukaryota; Fungi; Mucoromycota; Mucoromycetes; Mucorales; Choanephoraceae.